AUGGACUCUCACUACAGUACUCAGGUGCGCCAGGAAGAGGCGCAUGCGCUGCGUGCACAGCUUAGUGCCUUCGUGGAUCGUCACGAACAGCGACUCUUCGACGCGCAGCAACACCUGCGCCACCCGACCGAUGCCACGUACUGGAGUCGUCACCGCGAUGUCGUGACGGUGCAGCUGGCAGACACGCCGUAUCACACUUCAUUCGGCGCACAUCAUCAGCCUCGGCAGCGACAAGCGUACCAGCAGUCAUCGAUUGCAGACUUACUCGGAAGCUCAAUGGCAAACGCUGAUCCGCUUUUCUUCCGCUUUCUCGUCGCUCUUGUGAGUUUGAGUGCUGAGAUGCAGGCGCUGAGCGAUGAGGCGCGUCGCUGCUACGCACCUCCGCUGGCGCUGGUCGGCGACGACAACGAGAACUGCUACCAGCGCCGGUCGACAGACAGGGGGAAGGGACUUGGAAGUAGAGGCAACAACGGCGAUAUCCGACGUGGUGCGCACCCGGCGAUGAAUGCUGACGGUGACAGCGGUCCGUCAUCGUUGCAACACCGCCAGCAGCUCUUGAAGCAGCAGGAGCAGGAGGAAAUUCUUGACGAAGAGAAGCUGCUGCACUCCGCAGGGACGCUUCUGGCGCUGCUGCAAGACAUCUGGCUCUGGCGGCAGCGCGUGCAGGAGGUCGUGGCGCACGCACUCUUCCAACUGGCGAGCAUCUACCAUGACACGCGCUCCAGGGGAAGCAGAGGCGAGUCGCCGCCGCUCCUCGGUGUCCGACUGACAUCUUUCUGGGACAGCCUGAGCGACUUGCUUGGGGCAGUCCUCCUUGUCGAGGAGGUCCUUCACCAGAACCCCAGCAUCAGAGAUGGUUUGGAGAUAAUGCAGCGCAUUCUCGCGCAGCAGCAGCUGGACGCCAAGCGCGAUGACGUUGCUGGAAGCGACGAUGAUGGGGAACUGAUGCGCCUGCUGCUAGAGAAACUGCGAAUAGACCUGCUCGAUUGCAGCCUCCUCACCUCCGUGACCGCGCAGCGCUUUGACCAGCUUUUUGAUGCCUCGCUGGCCGCAUGUGAGCAGGGCGAGCGGAUACCGAUAGUCGCCGCGUCAAGCACGCAGCGUGAUGCCACACCUGCGAGGAGUGCAGCGACCCCAAAGCCACCGCCGUUUCGGGAAUAUACUGCCCUGUGUGAAGAGUUUAUUGCCGUCUUGACUGGGUGGUGCGACGACUUCGAGGCUACCCUCGCGUCACCUCGCGCGGUGGAGCACAAGUCGAGCCUUGCCGCUCUCUGCGGGCUAUGCUGCUUGCUGAAGGGGCUGUUCCUGAGCCCCCCACCGGCACGCGGCGAGCCCGCAACAGGCCCCACCCCAGCCGCGGCGGCAACAGCAAGCAAGCUCGUUACGGCGACGCUAGUGCAUGUCAGCAAGCGGAUCGUUGCCUGGCAGUCUAUAGUCCCAUUGCUACCGCUGCAAGGCCUCUAUGUGCUGUGCCCACUGCUGUGGUGGCGGCGCACCUUUCCUGCUGAGCUCUCCGCUGCCGUUGGUACCCUGAAGGACGGCGCUGGAGCGCUGGUCCACAGAACCGUUGUGGAGGCAUGCCAGAGCUCUGCCUCACAGUUCCUCUCCAACAUAUCGCAGUGGACACAGCAAGUGGAUCGCUGGACCGAGGUCGAGAUGCAGUCUGCCCUGCCCAUCGAUGCCCCCCUGUGUCGCUUGUUCAUCCAGAGGACAGUGCUGCUCAUUCAACAAGGAGUAGCUCUGUCGCGCACCGUUCAAGAUGGCGUACUACAGCUACUUCUACUCCAUCACCACGCGGAAUCAGCGCUGACGGUGUCGAUAGUGCACGGUGUGCUGCGAGGUGUUUUACUGAUGCAGCGCAUAGCGGACGCCUACCACAGCAAGAUGGGCAUCCUCGCCACUGCUCAGGCGGCGCUCGUGCAAUCAAUCGCGUAUGUCCUCGAGAAGCACCUCUACAACUUGUUCACCCGCACCUGCAGCUCCAGACCAGGCACCGCAGGGGUUCCGAUGGCGGUUGCGCAGGAGCAGCUGCUCACGCUGCAAGGCGCCUUGCAUGUGCUUCACAAGCCCUUCACAGCGGACACUUUGGCGUGCCUUGGGCUGCUGCUUGACGUGGCGCUAAAUCGCGAAGAGAUGCACCAAAGCAAAGCCUCAUCUAGGAUCACAAAGCAGGAGCGGGACGAUGCCUUCAUCGCGCUGGCACAGCUGAAGGCGAUGCUCACCUACCAGCAGACACUGCCUUGCAUCACGAGCUCCUCCUUUCUCUUCUUUCACCGCGAAACUCUGUACCCGCUCUUCCUCAGGUACUGCUACGAGGACACGCUGGUAGCCGUCUCCCUGCCACAGAUUGUGUCCGCCAUGGGCGACUGUCGCCUACUCAUCAUGUCCGCCCGGCAUGUGAGGAACCCAUCAGAGACGUUGCUGAGGGACUAUGUGGAGUUUGUACGAGACUGUGUCCAUCACGAGCUGGUGCAGCCCCUGUGCACCGAGAUUGAGAACCAGCUGCGGCUGCGCACGCACGACGCAGUGCUAGGUCAGCCAUACCGCGUGCUGCCGCUGUCAGCCGAUGCUGUCGAGCGCGAUCUGACCCGCUACACACUCCUGCAGCCAUUUCGAUUCUUCGAUGAGUGGAUGCACGUGGCGGCACAGAUCGAGCACUACCUCAGCACGCAGUUCUACAACCUGAACGCCCUCAUGCCAAACGACUGGAAAACGUACGAGGAGAUGCGCAGCCUCGCCCUUCGCAUUUAUCACCUGCGCAUCGCAGACAGCCACCUGCCAAGCUGCAUCCUGGACCAGGGUCUGGAUAUCCUUGUCAUCACAGAGAACAUCCAGCAGUUUGUCGUGUACUACACGUACAACCUGAAUGAGCAAGUUUUCAUUCAGCGCCCCUCCUUGACGCCGUCGAAGCAUCUGCACACCCUCAGCACGCGCCACAUCGCCAACUCGAUCCGCACACAUGGCAUCGGCGUUAUGAACACCGCUGUGAACCAUGUGUACAAGUAUCUCCUAAAGAAAAUGGUUGUUCUGUCGCACUUCCUGCACGACGAUUACGUCCGUUCGCACCUGCUGAAAGACGCGCGGGUGGUGCGGCAGCGCAAGGAGCAACAGCAGUCUGUCAAGUACCCUGUGGAGCAGGCGGAGCAGCUGAUCCGCGAGAUGGACCGCCUCGGUGUCUCGCACGACGGCGUGUCGUUCUUGGAGAAAGCUCGACAGCUGAUUAGUGAGAUGGGAAACGCUCUGGGGUUCAUGCGCAUGAUGCGCAGCGGCGGGCUGCGUGCUGUAGCGGAGGGAGCGCGCUUCGUACCGCUUCCGACGACGGCGGUGAGCAACGGUAGCGCGAAGGGGGCAUCCGCAGCGGUAGGUGUGUCCCUGAGCGCCUACAUGGUGCACGGGCCUCGCGCCUCGCGGCCGCUACGCAAAUCCGACGACAGCACAGACGACGAAGGGAGAGUGGAGGUGGGCACACAAGACGGGUCUGACGACGAAGACUGCGACACUAUGCAGCGCCGUCAACCGAAUCUUCGGCGCAGCACCGUCGACGCCGUCGCCAACCUCGACCGGGUAGUGCACAGCAUGCUCGAGCAGCUCUCCGACGGCUCUCAGUACUACCCCCUUCUCCUAGAUGCCAUUGGACGCCGACUGCGUCACUCAUUAGCGGAACGCUACGCUCACUUGCACCUGCUGUACCUCCUCGUACCCGCUCUGGCAAAUCUGCAGGUAGCCUACACCAUUCAGGAGAAGGAGAAACUGCUCAAGAAGCACAAGGAGGAAGGCGUCUUCUCCGACGAUGGCUUCGCGGUAGGGACGACGUUCUUGCUGGUUCUCUUUCGCGCUUAUGACCCAUUUGACGCCCUUCACUGGUUUGAGAACAAGAAGACCCAGUACCGGGGGAGGCUCGAGGCGGUGCAGGCGGCGCUCUCCGCCGCCACGGCGAGCGGCUCACCUGAGUUCGACAACUUCCACCUCACUUUCUCCACCUUGCAGACGCAUCUAAAGGAGUACACAGGGCUGGAGAACGCCUUCACCUCCAGCCGGCGCUUCUUCGACACUGCCUCGUCGUCUUCCUCUGCGUCCGAUCCCAGCCGUCGUCGGCACACACAGGAAGCGUCAAGGGAAGAGGACGAGGAAGAGAAUGGCAAGUAA
Messenger RNA from Leishmania braziliensis MHOM/BR/75/M2904, 4146 nucleotides. RefSeq lists its product as hypothetical. The record is from RefSeq and is a predicted model, not a curated record. Gene Ontology annotation, cellular component: endosome; WASH complex. Lineage: Eukaryota; Euglenozoa; Kinetoplastea; Trypanosomatida; Trypanosomatidae. Bases 1 to 4146 code for a protein of 1381 amino acids. Gene Ontology annotation, biological process: endosomal transport; endosome organization. The transcript has a single exon.